AUGAAGUCUGUUGCCCUCUUGACAGCCUCCGUGCUGCUGGGCAGUGCCUCUGCUGAGGUCCACAAGCUCAAGCUCAACAAGGUUCCUCUCAGCGAGCAACUGGAUACCCACAACAUCGAUGCCCACGUCCACGCUUUGGGCCAGAAGUACAUGGGCAUCCGCCCUAACAAGCACCAGGAUAUGAUGUUCCAGGAUACUUCUAUCAAGCCCCAGGCUGGCCAUGAUGUUCUGGUCGACAACUUCCUGAACGCGCAGUACUUCUCAGAGAUUAAUAUCGGUACUCCUCCUCAGACUUUCAAGGUUGUCCUCGACACUGGUAGCUCCAACCUGUGGGUCCCGUCAUCGGAGUGCGGCUCGAUCGCCUGCUAUCUCCACAACAAGUAUGACUCGUCCGAGUCUAGCACUUACAAGAAGAACGGCACCGAGUUUGCCAUCCAAUAUGGAUCUGGCAGCCUCAGUGGUUUCGUCUCCCAGGACACUGUCCAGAUCGGAGAUCUGAAGAUUGCUAAACAAGACUUUGCUGAGGCUACCAGCGAGCCUGGUCUGGCCUUUGCUUUCGGUCGUUUCGAUGGUAUCCUUGGUCUUGGAUACGACACUAUCUCCGUCAACAAGAUGGUUCCCCCCGUCUACAACAUGAUCAACCAGAGUCUUCUGGACGAGCCUGUUUUUGCCUUCUACCUGGGCAAUGCCAACAAUGAGGGCGACAGCUCCGAGGCCACCUUCGGUGGUGUAGACAAAAGCCACUACACUGGUGAGGUUACCACUAUUCCUCUUCGCCGCAAGGCUUACUGGGAGGUCGAGUUUAACGCCAUCGCUCUUGGCGACAACAAGGCUGAGCUGGAUAACACCGGUAUCAUCCUCGACACCGGUACUUCGCUCAUCGCUCUGCCCUCCACUAUGGCCGAGCUACUGAACAAGGAGAUUGGAGCAACAAAGGGCUUCACUGGGCAGUACAGCGUUGAUUGUGCCACUGUUGACUCCCUGCCUGACCUGACCUUCACUCUUAGCGGCCACGAUUUCACCAUUGGUCCCCACGACUACAUCCUGGAGGUCCAGGGCUCCUGCAUCAGCAGCUUCAUGGGUAUGGACUUCCCCGAGCCCGUUGGCCCCCUUGCCAUUCUUGGAGAUUCUUUCCUGCGCAGGUGGUACUCUAUCUAUGAUGUUGGCAAAGGCACCGUUGGCUUGGCCAAGGCCAAAUAG
Penicillium odoratum is the source of this 1200-nucleotide messenger RNA. RefSeq names its product Peptidase A1. Gene Ontology annotation, cellular component: fungal-type vacuole. Gene Ontology annotation, molecular function: aspartic-type endopeptidase activity. Gene Ontology annotation, biological process: proteolysis. The record is from RefSeq and is a predicted model, not a curated record. NCBI's taxonomy places the organism in Eukaryota, Fungi, Ascomycota, Eurotiomycetes, Eurotiales, Aspergillaceae. The transcript is spliced from 3 exons. Bases 1 to 1200 code for a protein of 399 amino acids.